UCACAUUCUCAUUACUUGUUCAGUUCUUUCUCUUAGCACUGAUAGGGUAAGAAACAUUCCCUUUUUUAAUCAAUAAUCAAUUUUAAUCUUAACAAGUAUAAAUUUUAUUCUUGUUUUCUCCCCUCUGAUCCAAUGAACAUCAGAAUCACAGCAAAUCAAGGCUUCUACCUCUUGGGACUGACAUAUGCAUCUCCAACGUUUGCUUCAGCAAUGCAAAACUCUGUUCCUGCAAUCACAUUCAUCAUGGCUUGUACCCUAAGGAUCGAGCACAUAAAUCUUGUUCGAAGACACGGUGUGGCCAAGGUGUUAGGGACUAUAGUGAGCAUAGGAGGAGCCACAACUAUCACAUUGUACAGAGGAUUCCCACUUCUUCAGAGAAGCCUUACCACGCAAGAAACUCACCAUACUCAUGACGAGAUUGACUCCAUUAACAAAUCGCAGAACUGGACACUCGGAUGCUUAUACCUUAUGGGACACUGCUUGUCAUGGGCUGCUUGGAUGGUUCUUCAAGCUCCUGUCCUAAAGAAGUACCCAGCAAAGCUCACUUUGACGUCAUUCACAUGUUUCUUUGGUCUGAUUCAGUUUCUGGUCAUUGCUUUGUUUGUUGAAACUGAUCCCAACAACUGGAUCAUUGGCUCAUGGGAAGAGCUCUUCACCAUCCUAUACGCGGGAAUAGUGGCGUCGGGUCUGGUGGUUUAUCUUCAGACAUGGUGUAUUUACCAAGGCGGUCCUGUCUUUGUUGCUGUCUUUCAACCACUCCAGACACUGCUAGUAGCUGCAAUGGCAUUUGUUGUCCUCGGUGACAAGCUGUAUUCUGGAAGCAUUGUUGGCUCAGUGAUUAUAAUGUUGGGGCUGUACUUAGUCCUUUGGGGUAAAACAGAGGAAAAAAGACAGGUGAAUGAAGCAUCCAGUCAAGAAGAAGAUCAUGAGUCACUCACCAAAAACCUUCUUGGAGAUGAAAGUAAAGAAGCUCAGGAUUCUGAAUCUCCAGUUUAAGACAGCAUAUACCUGAAAACAGAAAUCAAGACAAUCUUCUCUGUAUAUACAUACACAUGACAAGGAUAUAGCAAAUAAGAACUUGGCCAAGCCACAGAUCCUAUAAAAAGAUCUUGUUGGUGGUUUUUUUAUGUUUUGUUUCCUGAGAUCAUUGCUAAGAACAAGCAUUUUGUAUCGUUUCAAUCUUUACUGCUUCCAAUUGAUUUACUUUACGUUUGGAAUA
Raphanus sativus (radish) is the source of this 1219-nucleotide messenger RNA. Its product is annotated as WAT1-related protein At3g18200-like. The transcript is spliced from 4 exons. Gene Ontology annotation, molecular function: transmembrane transporter activity. The record is from RefSeq and is a predicted model, not a curated record. Bases 133 to 996 code for a protein of 287 amino acids. Gene Ontology annotation, cellular component: plasma membrane. NCBI's taxonomy places the organism in Eukaryota, Viridiplantae, Streptophyta, Magnoliopsida, Brassicales, Brassicaceae.